Molecule: messenger RNA, 1123 nt
Organism: Dipodomys spectabilis (banner-tailed kangaroo rat)
Lineage: Eukaryota; Metazoa; Chordata; Mammalia; Rodentia; Heteromyidae
Gene: Psmb8
Product: proteasome 20S subunit beta 8
Exons: 6
Coding region: 72-890 (272 amino acids)
Cellular component (GO): proteasome core complex
Molecular function (GO): threonine-type endopeptidase activity
Source: RefSeq, a predicted model, not a curated record
CGGUGCCGGGCUUUCGCUUUCACUUCCUGCUCGGAGAGCCCACGGAUCCCGGGGGUGUGCGCUGAGCGGUCAUGGCCCUGCUGGACGUGUGCGGAGCCCCCCGAGGGCAGGGGGCGGAAAGCAGGCAUCGCUCGGACCUGGGACACUACAGCUUCUCAGUGCGCGCUCCCGAGCUCGCCCUCCCCCGGGGAACGCAGCCCACCGCAUUCUUGAAGUCUCUGAGUGGGGAUGGAGAAAGCCAUGUUCAGAUCGCAAUGGCUCAUGGGACAACCACACUGGCCUUCAAGUUCCAGCAUGGAGUGAUUGUAGCGGUGGACUCCCGGGCCUCGGCUGGGAGUUACAUUGCCACCUUGCGGGUGAACAAGGUGAUAGAGAUUAACCCUUACUUGCUUGGCACCAUGUCUGGCUGUGCGGCCGACUGUCAGUACUGGGAGCGCCUGUUGGCCAAGGAAUGCAGGCUGUACUACCUGCGAAAUGGCGAACGCAUCUCGGUGUCAGCGGCUUCCAAAUUGCUCUCCAAUAUGAUGUGCCAAUACCGGGGCAUGGGUCUCUCCAUGGGCAGCAUGAUCUGUGGCUGGGAUAAGAAGGGUCCAGGACUCUAUUAUGUGGAUGAAGAUGGGACUCGGCUCUCAGGACGUAUGUUUUCCACUGGUAGUGGGAACACUUAUGCCUAUGGGGUCUUGGACAGUGGCUAUCGGCCGGAUAUGACUCCUGAAGAGGCCUAUGACCUUGGACGAAGGGCUAUUGUUCAUGCCACCCACCGAGACAGCUAUUCUGGAGGCAUUGUCAAUAUGUACCAUAUGAAGGAAGAUGGCUGGGUGAAAGUGGAAAGUUCAGAUGUCAGUGACUUGAUGCACCAAUAUCUGGAGGCCAAUGAGCGGUGGCAGUGAGGGCUGGGCGGAGCCUCCUCCAGGUGGAUGGAGCCAACUCAGGGACCUGGGCCAACCCAGUCCCAGGACAAGAAGAGGCUCAACCCCAGACGUGUUGAGAUCAGGCUCGGUGACCGGUGGGACCGGCUGAGUUCAUCAUUUGUGUCCUCUCAAUUUCAUUGAGCAUCUUCUGCCCUCUAGGAGCUUACAGGGUGGGGGGAUGCCUAAACACAAUAAAGGAAAACGGUUAUAAA